GUCAGUAGUAGUCAGUAGUAGUUUAUAGUAGUCUGUAGUAGUCUGUAAUAGUUUAUAGUAGUCUGUAGUAGUUUAUAGUAGUCAGUAGUAGUCAGUAGUAGUCAGUAGUAGUCUGUAGUAGUCUGUAGUAGUCAGUAGUAGUCAGUAAUCUUUCAUCUUCAGACUCAGGAUGGACAGCAGGUGGAGUUUCCCUUGGAGGUGGUCCUACUGAGGAUCGUGGGAGGUAGGGGUGAGGCUACGGGGGAGGGGAUGGGUGAGGUUGUCCCUCCUCCCCGUGCUGCGGUGGCCUUGCUGGACUGGUUUGAGCUGGAUCGGGAGUUGGUGCUGGUUCUGGAGAGACCAGUUCCCUGUAUGGACCUCUAUGACUACAUUCAGAUGAGAGGAGGAACUCUGAAGGAGGAACACGCUAGGGUCAUCCUGAGGCAGCUUGUUGAAGCGAUGAGAGAGGUCCAUUCCAGAGGUGUUCUCCAUCGUGACCUCAAACCGGAGAACGUUCUAGUAGAAACCGGUUCCACCUGGCCUCGGAUCAGGGUCCUAGACUUUGGCUGCGGCUGCAUUCUCAGAGAUGGGCCUUACACAGAGUGUUACGGUACGUCCCAGUACACCCCUCCAGAGUGGUUUCUGAGCGAGUCGUACCGGGCCGGUCCCUCCACAGUGUGGCAGCUGGGGGUUGUGCUGUACGACAUGCUGUGUGGGGACCAGCCCUUCAACACACGACGAGAGAUCAUCUAUGAAGAGCCUUACAUCAAGGAUCAACUGUCCCGACACUGUGUGGAUCUGUUGAGGAGGUGUCUGGCGAAGCGACCCCGAGGACGGCCCACUCUGGACGAGAUGUUACUCCACCCCUGGCUCCAGCCGGACACGCCCCCUGGCUCCAGCCGGACACGCCCCCUGGCUCCAGCCGGACACGCCCCCUGGCUCCAGUGAACCGGACACGCCCCCUGGACAGACCUGCAGCUUGUCACCUGAACCCGACAUAAACAUAGAUUUUUAAAACAUUUUUUUGAACCGACUUUGAAAAUUGACUCCUUCAACGUGAAAAUAUAAACUUUGAACAAAUAUCAUACUUUUAUCAUUCAUGAUUUGUUACUCUGUCACACACACACACUCUACCCUGCUCCACCCGGUACUCUGCCCUGCUACCACCCGGUACUCUGCCCUGCACCACCCGGUACUCUACCCUGCUACCACCCGGUACUCUACCCUGCUACCACCCGGUACUCUGCCCUGCUACCACCCGGUACUCUGCCCUGCUACCACCCGGUACUCUGCCCUGCUACCACCCGGUCCUCUACCCUGCUACCACCCGGUACUCUACCCUGCUACCACCCGGUUCUCUACCCUGCUACCACCCGGU
Molecule: messenger RNA, 1357 nt
Organism: Oncorhynchus masou masou (cherry salmon)
Lineage: Eukaryota; Metazoa; Chordata; Actinopteri; Salmoniformes; Salmonidae
Product: serine/threonine-protein kinase pim-2-like
Exons: 4
Coding region: 250-927 (225 amino acids)
Biological process (GO): protein autophosphorylation; negative regulation of apoptotic process
Cellular component (GO): cytoplasm
Molecular function (GO): ATP binding; protein serine/threonine kinase activity
Source: RefSeq, a predicted model, not a curated record